AUGGUGCAACAUGUCCUUGAAUGGAACCCAGGAGUAUAUGAUUCAGGCGCUCUAUGUGCUGCUGUCCUCUUUGCAUCGAACCACCAGAACACAACGUAUCUCCAGAGGCCUUUACAAAAUCGACCAAACCCAAAACAGGUGUCCCAUUCAGAGCAUAGAGCCUUUGGUCUAGCUGCUUGGAGUGGCGAUAUGGAAGUGCUGAAGACACUGUGCUGUCAAUUAGGGGCAUCGGUUGCAACAAACCUCACUUCUGAUGACGUUGAUGGACCUUACUAUGAUGCAUUUGAAGGUGAAGUACAUCUGAAUGAUUGGGAAAAUGGAAAUCAUGAACUGCCGUUUUGGCAUGAUGAUGACAUCAACCUCGAAGUCACGGAACCACUUUCCUUCAUUUUGCGGUCACUAACAUGGAUAACAAAACUCCAGAAACUCGGUUAUCGCCAUGAUGAGCAUUCAAUAGCCGUAACCAUCAACCCCAGUAAUGAGGAGAUCAUCAAACUCCAGGUUCUACCUCGAAGCCCGCAGAGGAAGAAGUUCUCUAAGGAGGCUAUAAAAGACGGGAAGCUCGCCAUCAUGGAUCUUCUGCUAAAGGCAGGUGCUGAAGUCAACGCACCAGCAGCGAGAUCGUUAGGGGCCACAGCCCUGCACCUUGCUGCGAUCAAAGGAAUAAUUGGGACUGUGAGAAUGCUAAUCGAUAUGGGAGCUGAUGUCAACGCACCUUGCGCAGAGGAUGGUGGAAGAACUGCCCUGGAAGAUGCGGCUGAGCACGGGAGGAUAGACAUGAUUCAGUUUCUGUUGACAGAAGAAGCUGAGACUGGCGGGAGGAACCGACUGCAUACCUUCGAGCAAUCAAAUUUGCAGAAGAGGAAAGGCAUGUGGUUGCGGAAAGCAUGCUACGACACCACCGCGAUUGGACUGCUGCUGAUGACAGGCUAUGGUACGUGUUGGGUAAAUCUGUUGGAUGGCGAAAUUAUGGGAGGUUUCCUAGGCGUACGCUUGACGCGUUCGAUCCCCUGGGGCUUUGGGAUAGCGAUGACGAGAGCUAGAAUUCGCUUGAGCAGAAGUGAAACAGUUUAA
This is a messenger RNA of Colletotrichum tamarilloi, 1074 nucleotides long. RefSeq lists its product as uncharacterized. The record is from RefSeq and is a predicted model, not a curated record. The coding region runs from base 1 to 1074 and encodes 357 amino acids. The transcript has 2 exons. NCBI's taxonomy places the organism in Eukaryota, Fungi, Ascomycota, Sordariomycetes, Glomerellales, Glomerellaceae. Gene Ontology annotation, molecular function: protein binding.